AGCUAAACACUCUUUACAAUACAAAUCCCUGUGCACAGCAAGUCAGCAUGUUUGCACACAUGGAGCCGUGCACGCUGGACACUGUAGUCCUGUUCAGUCAAGAGCCACGAGCCACGCCGGACCACACGCCAUGACUUUGUGCACCUGCUUAUUGGUUGAGUGCUUUUACUGAAACGCUGUGAUCUUUUCCUUCUGCCGUUUCAAUGGCUCGUCCUAUGAGAUCGCAUUUCCCAAUCUAGUUUAGAGGAAUACUAUUGGAUUUACUCUCUCCUGGACUGGAAUCGUCCGUUUGCAAUUUAGCGAGUUCACAGGUAAUGUGCCUCUAAUGCGACUGGAGCGUAGGUUGUACAUUAUCCAGUGAUCGCUAUCGUUAAAAUCACUCCUGGGAGGUUGAUUUGAACUUUGCUGAGGGCUCCUGGAAAUGCAGCGAGCCGUGGGGGUCCGUGCGGCCGCCGCGCCUGCGCUGGGCCUGCUGUGCCGAGGCCGCGGCGUGGAUGCGUCGCCCCGGCGGAUGAGCAGGUGGAACGGCCAGGAGACCUGCAACCAACCGCCUCCGCAGGAAAACCCUCGCGUCCUCAUCACAGGUGGCCUGGGGCAGUUGGGUGUGGGGCUGGCACAGUUGCUCAGGAAACAUUAUGGAACUGAAAACGUUAUCCUGUCAGAUAUUAAGAAGCCUCCUCCUCAUGUUUACAGCAGCGGUCCAUUUGUGUAUGCAGAUGUGCUGGACUACAAACGCCUCAGAGAAAUUAUUGUGAAUAACCAAAUCACCUGGCUGGUGCACUACAGCGCCCUGCUGAGCGCUGUGGGCGAGGCCAAUGUGGCUUUGGCACGAAAGAUCAACAUCACGGGUCUUCAUAAUGUGCUGGAUUUGGCCCUGGAGAACUGCCUGCGGCUCUUUGUGCCCAGCACCAUUGGAGCGUUUGGUCCUUCUUCCCCGCGUGACCCGGCCCCUGACCUUUGUGUGCAGAGGCCUCGAACCAUCUAUGGCGUGUCCAAAGUGCACGGGGAACUGAUGGGGGAGUAUCUCCAUCAUAAGUAUGGGCUGGACUUCCGCUGCCUACGUUACCCUGGCGUGAUAUCAGUCAACACACCUCCUGGUGGAGGAACAACCGACUACGCAGUUCAAAUCUUCCAUGACGCUCUUAGCACUGGUCACCACGAGUGCUACCUGCGACCCGACACCCGUCUUCCCAUGAUGCAUAUCUCUGACUGCCACCGGGCCACCGUGGAGUUCAUGCAGACUCCAGAGUGCCAGCUGUCCCUGCGCACCUACAACAUCGCUGCCAUGAGCUUCACUCCAGAAGAGGUGGCUGAAGAAAUCCGCAAGCAUCUUCCUCACCUCAAAGUCACCUAUAAUCCUGAUUCUGUUCGUCAGACCAUCGCAGACAGCUGGCCGGUAAGAUUCGAUGACACCAAUGCACGGAGGGACUGGGGCUGGGCUCCAGCCUUUGGCCUUGAAGAGCUGGUGUCUGACAUGCUGAGUUCCAUUCGAGGCAAGCGGACCAAGGAAGGCCUGCCGGUCAGCUAGCGAAACCCGCACCACAGAGACAGACCAGUGCUGGACCCCCGCCUCCUUUCAGCAUGCAUCUACCAAUAAUACACUUCCUUUCACCUCAGCUGUCGACUAUUAUACUGUGUUACUCUGGAACAUUAGAACAAUGAACCGGGGACUGUUUGUACAGUGGGAAUUUUCAGUCAGAACCUCUCAGUAAACAGUGGACAGUGAGAUGCUGUACACAUGCACAAAAACAUACAUUUCUGACUUUUCAGGGAACAAUAUACUGUCUAACCUACUCUUCAUCUUUGUUGUUUUUAUUUGUUAACAUAUGAGCAUCACUUUUAACAUGGUUACAGCCUGUUUCCUCAGAUGGAAAGAGGCAAUGUAACAAGGUGUAUACGUAACACGUAACCAGGACCAGUUGCACAUUAAGAGCAAGAAUUCUGUUCCACACUUCAAUAUCCAGGGUCAUCUGGAAAGGCUGGCUCAGUCAUCUCUGGACAUUAAUGACAUAUGCAUUCUGGCUGCUAUAUGUUACAAAAUACUUUAAAAUAUAGUCAAAUGAUCUGAACCUUUUUGCCGGCGAGUGCGAGUUUUGGUAUUGUACCAGUACUACCAAUAGCAUAUUAAGCCUUAGUUACUGUAGGUUACUUUAGAAAACAGUGUAUAAAAUGCAGUGUACAUUGAAUUAGACAUUGAAUAAUAAAAACACACUG
This is a messenger RNA of Betta splendens (Siamese fighting fish), 2214 nucleotides long. It is a transcript of the gene tdh2, whose product is annotated as L-threonine dehydrogenase 2. The record is from RefSeq and is a predicted model, not a curated record. The transcript has 8 exons. Lineage: Eukaryota; Metazoa; Chordata; Actinopteri; Anabantiformes; Osphronemidae. Gene Ontology annotation, biological process: L-threonine catabolic process. Bases 422 to 1528 code for a protein of 368 amino acids. Gene Ontology annotation, molecular function: L-threonine 3-dehydrogenase activity.